Molecule: messenger RNA, 6087 nt
Organism: Oreochromis niloticus (Nile tilapia)
Lineage: Eukaryota; Metazoa; Chordata; Actinopteri; Cichliformes; Cichlidae
Product: rap guanine nucleotide exchange factor 1
Exons: 23
Coding region: 634-3435 (933 amino acids)
Biological process (GO): Ras protein signal transduction
Cellular component (GO): plasma membrane
Molecular function (GO): guanyl-nucleotide exchange factor activity
Source: RefSeq, a predicted model, not a curated record
ACGUUUUUUACUGAAACAUGUUUGUUACUUAAAUAGGUUUGUUACUGAAACACAUUUUUACUGAAAUACGUUUUUACUGAAACACGUUUUUACUCAGCUCCUGCACUCCGAGGCCCACACAGUAACUGAAGAUCAGUUAUUAUAAACUUAUAAUAAAUGUAACGUGACAGUUCUGUAAAAAUACUGCCAUAAAGGACAGGAAUGAUUAUAGUGUUGGUACAAUAACACAGUCAUGAAAACAGUCGUAAAACAGCUCAUUUCUUUACUUUAUAUUUAACACCUUUAUAAAUCCUGAUGAAUGCAGUCUGUUUACUAACAUAAGCAUGCAUACUGCCUCUGAUAUGCUCAGCUCCAUCAACAGGCUCAGCUGUGCCAUCUGCUCACCACCACCAGGUGGAGGUGCAGGACUACAGAGCUCUGUGACCUCACAGGAACAUUAUCAUCCUCACUGAGAGGUUGAGUUUCAUUUAAAUGAGGCGAAAGUAGGAAGAAGCAACGAGGAAGGAAGACACACUGAAGCAGAGACAGAGGAAGAGAGAGCAGCCGAGCGGAGGGCUAGCGACAGAAGAGAAACAAACACAGAAGAAGAGCAAGGGUCUGACAUGAGAGCAGAGGAGUAAACUGUCUGCAGACAUGUCCUCCCGGGCUGAGAGUAAGACAGCCUCCCAGAUUGCAUAUCUCACCAUGAGGUUGAAGGAUAAGCUCCACCCACAGCGGACGAGACGUCCUGUCAGACUCACCCCAUCAUUGAGAGUCAAACCACCUGACCUGAACCUGCAGCAGCCCCAGUCGUCAGGUGUGUUCGCGGACCAGCAGCGGGCCGUGGUCAGCUCCCUGCAGUACUUUAAGGCUCUGGUGGACCGACUGGGUGUUGACAAACCUGGCGUGGACAAACCGGUUCUGAACCAGUCUGUGGUCGGUGGUCUGCUGGGUGGGGCUUCUGGGGGGGUCCUGGAGGCGGUCCAGACUCUGGUCCAGCUGGAGCCUCGCCUACACAGCAGUAAGACGGUCGCUGCCUGUCUUGCUCGCCUCUACCGCUCUCUGGGUCAGCUGAUUCACUGGACUGAUCAGGUGAUGUUGCAGAGUGUCUCCCACGACAACAAGGAGUCGACAGAGAGUGUUACCAAAGUGAUCAGGACCUUGCUGGACAACGUCAAGGAUCUGGUUCGAUUGGUUGCAGAGAGACAAGAAGGCUCCGCCCCCCUGUCACCUGUCCAGCCAGAGUCAUCAGGGUUUGAUGAGCAGGCAAUAUCGUCCUGCAGGAAUCCUGCUGAUGAGAAGGAGAAGAACAUGGGGGUGGAGCCAACAAAGAGAGGGGAGGUGCAAAUACUUUCAGCUCCUCCCAAACCUCCUAUGCCCAUCCCAGAGUCGCUCACUCAGGUGACCCCCCAGCUGGGACAGAGUCCUCCAGCUCUGCCUCCCAAAAAGCGCCAAUCAACAUUAAGCCCCACCCCCUGCAGGGUUGCCAUAGUAGCGCCAAUGAGAAGAGAGACUGAAAUAGAAACACCGGCUGAACAGGACGACGACUGUUUGAAGAGAUGCUCCAUUUCCUCUGCCGACUGUUUUCCUCAGAAUGAACACACUGAGGACGAUCCAGACUAUGCCUUCCUCGACACAGAUCAGUCCUCCUCGGAGACGCUCCCCCCUCUCCCUGGUUCCUCCUGUCUCCCUCCUGCCCUGCCGGAGAAGAGGCGACGCAGCACCACAGGUAACACAAGCUCCCAGACUCAGCCAUGCUUUGGGUUUGAUUCUGCCCCUGAGGACCAGAGCAAUGCCAAGUGUGAUGACAACACAGGCCCAGAUGAACCUGUCUCCUCCCCUUUGUCCCCCAGCAAGACACCCCCUCCCCUCCCUGAGAAGAAACGACACAUCCACGAGUACCUUCAGUUCUGUUCGUCCUACAGCGAUCAGUCUCCACUCAUGUUCUAUCAGAGGCCUCCAGGUUUCAGUCAGAGAUACAACAGCCGAUAUCGAGAGCUCGACGCCUCCUACCAGCUCUCUCACGCACACCUGGACACACAGCUGGACGCAGACUUCACUCCCUCACCUGAGCUGAUUCCUGCUCCGAUUCUACCACCGAAGAAGAAGCAGCAGGACUCAGCUGACAGGCCGACUGAAGAGGGCCAGGGCGGAGACAGUACCCAGAGUGUCCAGCAGGAGGUGGAGCGUGACAGGAGAAGCAGCACGGAGGAGCAGGAGGAGGUGUUACUGACUGACAAGAAGAAGAUUCUCAGCAGAAUCACCAUGAAGUCUGAGGAGGAGGAGGGUCCUGAUGUAAAGGCAGCCUCACCUGAUGUCCUAUUGGUCUAUGCUACGGGGACCAGCAGCAGAGACCAGGACCUGUACCGUGAAGCCUUCCUCUGCACCUACAGGAGCUUCAUCAGCCCAAACGAUGUCAUCAGCAAACUCCAGCACAGGUACAGACACCUGUGUGGCAGACGGGAACAUGCAGACCUGACAGCUGCCAAAAACACUUUCCACCUGCUGGUUGGCGUGGUGGACGAACUAUGUGCGAUAGAGCUCGACUCUGAUGUGCUUCUGCUACUGAUGGACUUGGUGUUCAGCCUUCUGAUUGGUGGAGAGCUGGGACCGGCCCACCAGCUGCGCUCCAACAUCCUGUCAAAGAUGGAGAAGAGGUGGAAGCUAAUUGGCUCACCUCAGUCACUCCGUCCACUUGCUGCCAAGGGUGUGGCUGCCAGACCAGGAACUCUGCUGGACUUCAGGAGUCAGGAUUUAGCUGAACAGUUGACUCUGCUGGAUGCUGAACUCUUCACAAAGAUCGAGCUUCCAGAGGUGUUGCUGUGGUCAAAGGAGCAGAAUGAGGAGAAGAGUCCCAACCUGACAGAGUUCACUCAACACUUUAACAACGUCUCCUUCUGGGUUCGUUCCGUCAUCAUCCUUCAGGACAAACCUCAGGACAGAGAGAGGCUGCUGCUGAAGUUCCUGAAGAUCAUGAAGCACCUGAGGAAGCUCAAUAACUUUAACUCGUACCUGUCAAUCCUGUCAGCGCUGGACUCUGCCCCUCUGCGACGCCUGGACUGGCAGAAAAGCACCUCAGAGGCUUUGGAGGAGUUCAGCACCUUGAUCGACAGUUCAUCCUCUUUCAGAGCCUACAGAGCAGCGCUGGCUGAAGUGGAGCCUCCCUGUAUACCCUACCUGGGUUUGAUUCUGCAGGACUUGACUUUUGUCCACCUUGGGAAUCCCGACACCUUGAUGACAUCACAGGGUUCAAAGGUUAACUUUUCCAAACGCUGGCAGCAGUUUAACAUCCUGGACACCCUGAGGAGCUACCAGCAAGUGAGCUACACUCUGCUGCCUGAUGAUGACAUCAUUUCCUUCUUUAACGACUUCAGCGAUCAUCUGGCUGAGGAGGCGCUGUGGGAGCUCUCUCUCAAGAUCCGCCCAAAGAACACUCCUCGAGCCAAUCAGAGAUGAGCUUUGGUAUAGGCGCAGCGGGUCAUGCAGCUAAUCGGCUGCACCUGUUCUGAUGCUAAUACGCUGUAACACAGAGAACUGACCCGGUGCCAAACCGGGGAGUGAGUGCCGAGAGUGAGACAUUACAGGCACAGACACAUGCAGGGUAAAACCUACAGACAUUUUACUACCAGAGGUUUCCUUCCCUCCCUCGCUCCUGUUAACAGAAACAUAUUCAGAUUCUGGUCCGGUACCCACAGAUGGAUCAGAGAGACUUCCAGAUUUUGUUGAAGGACGAAAAACUGCUUCCAAACAUCCAUGAAACAUCACUGCUUGCCUGCCUGUCAACUCACCUGCCCUUACCUGAUGGUGGAAACCUCACCUCAUCACCGUGUCUUUAAGGCCACAAAAAUUAGUUAAUGAUUAAAGCUGAUCCCACCUGACCAUCUUGGGAUUUCCAGUGGAAAGAUUCCCUGCUUAGUAGGAAUGAUGCAAAAUUUCAGCUCCCUUUAAGGGAUGAAGGUCCGACUGUUUUAGAUGUUUUUCUAGCACCGGUUUUGAUCUGUAUUUAAAUGCAUCACGCUCGGUCCAGUUACUCUGAGGGUAACUGGACUGGUUCUCAUGUAGUCCUCUAAUUUUUAAUUCAGUUUUAUUUAUAAGGAGCGUCGUACUGUAAGGCAGACCCUACAAUAAUGCAGAGAAAACCCUACAAUCAGACGCCUCCCUAUGAGCAAGCACUUGAUGACAGUGGGAAGGAAAAGCUCCCUUCUAACAGGAAGAGUCCUCAGGCCCAGGGUGGAGCAGUUGGAGUUGAUGAGCACUCAAAGCACUUUAUAUGCUUUUUUCACUCAUUCUUACUCACUCACACUUCAUUUCUACAUCUGUGUGUUUCCUGUCUGAAGGUCCUUUCACAUCGGAUGCCGCGCUGACCACUAGCCAGAGCGAACGACCCAAAAUUUGCGUUGUGCUGGCUGCUGCGCUCUGCUUGUACGAGAUGUGCCCACUUCCUGUCAUUUCAAAACACGUAUCUUUGCCAUUGGAUCCUCUACCAGAGCUUGUGUUCAAAUGUUUAAUUAAAACAUGUAUGGCCCAUUCGUAAAGAAGAAAGCUUUGUAACUAGUGAAAGUGUAUCGUUUCCACAGCACAGCUGUCCUCCCACAGAGCUGCUGAAAAGGCUCAGGAGGUCCCCACAGAUGCAUGUAAACCUGUAUCAGUUCAUCGAACUCAGACACACACCGUGUGGUUGAACUGAAGGCUUUGUUUCUAUUGACCACGUGAAGGUACGUCACAGCGUGCAGGGGUCAAAGUUCAAGUCUGCGGCAUGCGCGAGUACUCUGCUGGCGUGCUUGGCGCUUUCCUUGCCAUAGCGGUAAACCAUUAUUGCAUGGGAAAAACAGAGACAAAUGUGUUUGAGCGCGCAGCGCUACAUCCUGUGUGAAAGCGCCUUAACGUUCACACUCCGAUGAACGCAUCGAGAACAACCUUCAGUAUCUUAGCAUGCCGACUGCAGCAGCCAGGGAUCAAACCAUCAACCUUAUGAUUAGCAGAUGACGUGCUCCCCCUCCUGAGUUAUGCCACCACCAUUAUGGACGGAUGAUGAUGGAGGUGAGAUCCUGUUGCUGGACUGAGGUGGAGCAUGAAGGCGAUCCAUGAACUCGUGAUGGUGGUUCAUGGUGUCGUAGCUGGGGAACAUCAGCCUGCAGCUGGAUGCUGACGUGUUUGUAAUGCGUGACAGUUUCAGCUGCUUUUAGAGAAGAUUUAGUCGUGCUUUCUACAGACGUCCAGACCUGCUGCUGCAGAUCACACAUCCUCCAUCAUCAUCAUCGUCAGUCUGAGCUCACAUGAGCUCCACAUCCUCAGAGUCACAACAGCCAAUUUACCCUUCAACACCUGAGCAGUGAUGCUAAAACUUCCCGACCUUCAUCCCUCAAAGUGUGAGUUUAAUGUCCCGCUGAGGCCAGGACACCAACCAGCCCACCUGAGUGUCAGACCACAGAGGCCCCGAGAAGCUCAGCAUAUACUGAGGCUACAAAAUCAUUUCUCUAAACAUACAUGAAUAUGGGAAAUCACCAGCUCACACAGUAAUGAACACUGUGGGGGUGUCACAGCUGGUCACAUGAUCUGUUUCCAACUCACAGCCACGGAGACGCCGUUCAUCGUCCCACAUCAAACACACCUGUGCAGGAAACAGGAUGCAUCAUACAGACACACCUGUAUGAAUAUUACACAUGACUGAUAAAUAUGUUCUAUCUUUAUUUAUUCUCCCCCCGUGUACAUAACCAGCAGCACCAGUGCGUCUGAUCACCCCGUUCACUUUAAAUAACACAAUCUUAUUAUAGCGCCGACCUGCCGGCAGCUGAUUAUGGAUUAUUUUCUCUGAAUGACCAACUGAUCAGUGGUGAGCUGAACAAGCGCCGAUCAGAGCCACCGAUGAAUGAAACAUUCAUCUAUAAGAUGUGGUCCAGCGCUAACUUCAUGGACUGUGGAGACUUUCUGUUUACAUGUAAUUUUAACAGAAAUGAAUAGUUGGUGUAUUAAACAGCUGCAUCAGAUUCUGCUCAUCAUCAGUGCCUCCACACGACAACAAAAUACGGACGUGGGCAGGAUCGAGAAACCCUCAUUCACCUGGAAGCUGGCCCAAGAGGUCAAAGUCCACAUUUCUACACACCGCGA